Messenger RNA from Phytophthora infestans T30-4, 738 nucleotides. RefSeq names its product isoprenylcysteine carboxyl methyltransferase, putative. Bases 1 to 738 code for a protein of 245 amino acids. The record is from RefSeq and is a predicted model, not a curated record. Lineage: Eukaryota; Oomycota; Peronosporomycetes; Peronosporales; Peronosporaceae. Gene Ontology annotation, cellular component: endoplasmic reticulum; membrane. Gene Ontology annotation, biological process: C-terminal protein methylation. Gene Ontology annotation, molecular function: protein C-terminal S-isoprenylcysteine carboxyl O-methyltransferase activity. The transcript is spliced from 3 exons.
AUGUUCCGCUCCGAGGCGUUCCGCUCCGACCGCGGGCUGGGCAAAGUGGCGUUGGCGGCUUUCGGAUUGGGCGUGUUUAUGACCGUACACGCGUGUCUGUUACUCUACACGGAGCUCGUAGCGUUGGCUGACUCGUCCCAAGACGCAACGUCAAUAUUGCGCUGGCAGUGCCUGGAGCAAUGGAGUUUGUACGCGUUGGCACUGGGCUUUUUCCAUCUGAUGGAAUUUAUACUCACAGCCGCCUACCGCCCAGCAAAUGUCAGCUAUGAGUCUUUCCUGCUCAACCACAGUCGAGAGUAUCAUCUGGCAGUGCUCUUUAGCUGCUUGGAGUUCUUCCUGGAACUUUAUUUCGUGCCAGGCUGGAAGUUGCACACAUUUGUGCGUCCUGUGGGCAUCGCACUGGUCGUUUUGGGCCAGUUCUUUCGCGUGUCGGCCAUGAGCACUGCUGCCAAUAACUUUUCACAUCGAAUCGAAUACUUUAAGAGGAAGGAGCACGAACUGGUCACGCACGGAGUCUAUCGUUUCAUUCGCCACCCGAGCUACCUGGGCUGGUUCUGGUGGAUCGUGGGCAGCCAGAUCCUGCUGGCCAAUCCUGUGUGCGCGGUCGGCUACUCGCUCGUAGCCUGGAGCUUCUUCCACGACCGCAUCCCAUAUGAGGAGCAGUUGCUGCUUGGCUUUUUCCCGGACGAGUAUCCGGCGUACAAGGUGCGCACUUUUAGUGGCAUCCCAUUUGUAUGA